This is a messenger RNA of Epinephelus moara (kelp grouper), 8817 nucleotides long. It is a transcript of the gene atp2a3, whose product is annotated as ATPase sarcoplasmic/endoplasmic reticulum Ca2+ transporting 3. The transcript is spliced from 21 exons. Gene Ontology annotation, cellular component: membrane. The record is from RefSeq and is a predicted model, not a curated record. Bases 297 to 3311 code for a protein of 1004 amino acids. Gene Ontology annotation, biological process: calcium ion transmembrane transport; intracellular calcium ion homeostasis. Gene Ontology annotation, molecular function: ATP binding; ATP hydrolysis activity; P-type calcium transporter activity. NCBI's taxonomy places the organism in Eukaryota, Metazoa, Chordata, Actinopteri, Perciformes, Serranidae.
CCUUCAGAUGGAGAUGAAGUAGCAGCAGCAGCAGUCGGUCAGCAGAGCAGCAGCAGCGGCAGCAGCAGCAGCAGCAGCAGCAACAGGAACAGCGUGUGUUCCGCGGAGCCGGAGCUUUCCUUCAGGGGGGACAGGUGACAGAGCAGACCGAACGAGCGACACUCAGCCGCCUCAGCGUGCAUCGGUGGAAAUUACUGCUGUUUCCUCCCCCCUCACCGCACACCCUCCGAUUGCCUCAGUAGAUGUUACUCAACUACAUGCAUUUCGAUCUGAUCUUCUAAGCCCAGUCCGCCAAGAUGGAAAAUGCGCACACUAAAUCGGCGACUGAAGUUUUAGACAACUUCGGUGUGAACGAAAACACCGGGCUGACUCUGGAACAAGUCAAAGUCAAUUUUGAGAAAUAUGGACCGAACGAGCUCCCAGCUGAAGAAGGCAAGUCCCUGUGGGAGCUGGUGGUGGAGCAGUUUGAAGACCUCCUGGUCAGGAUCCUGCUGCUUGCUGCUUGUGUCUCCUUUGUGUUGGCUCUGUUUGAGGAGGGAGAGGAGACGACCACCGCCUUUGUUGAGCCUGUUGUUAUUCUUCUCAUCCUCAUCGCCAACGCUGUUAUCGGGGUCUGGCAGGAGCGGAAUGCAGAGAAUGCCAUCGAGGCUCUGAAAGAGUACGAACCAGAGAUGGGGAAAGUGUACCGCAUGAACCGCAAGGCUGUCCAGAGGAUCAAAGCCAGAGACAUCGUCCCAGGAGACAUCGUGGAGGUGGCAGUUGGUGACAAGGUGCCUGCUGACAUCAGAGUGACCUCGAUAAAGUCCACCACCCUGCGAGUGGACCAAUCCAUCCUCACAGGGGAAUCCGUGUCCGUUAUCAAACACACUGACCCUGUUCCUGACCCCAGAGCUGUCAACCAGGACAAAAAGAACAUGCUGUUUUCCGGCACUAACAUUGCAGCAGGCCGUGCCAUAGGAGUGGUCGUUGCUACUGGCGUUUCCACAGAAAUCGGUAAGAUCCGUAAUCAGAUGGCUGCCACAGAACAAGAGAAGACACCGCUGCAGCAGAAGCUGGACGAGUUCGGACAGCAGCUCUCCAAAGUCAUCUCCCUGAUCUGCGUGGCUGUGUGGGUCAUCAACAUCGGCCACUUCGGAGACCCCGUCCACGGCGGCUCUUGGGUCAGAGGGGCUAUUUAUUACUUUAAAAUUGCUGUGGCACUGGCUGUUGCCGCCAUCCCUGAGGGGCUGCCCGCCGUCAUCACCACCUGCCUGGCACUUGGCACGCGCCGCAUGGCCAAGAAGAAUGCCAUUGUUCGCAGUCUGCCGUCAGUAGAGACGCUGGGCUGUACCUCCGUUAUCUGCUCCGACAAGACGGGCACCCUCACCACCAACCAGAUGUCCGUCUGCAGAAUGUUUGUCGCAGACAAAGUUGAAGAUUCAACCUGCAGCCUCCACGAGUUCUCUAUAACUGGUUCUACGUAUGCCCCCGAGGGACAAAUACUUAAAGGAGACAAGCCCAUCCAGUGUGGAGACUUCGAUGGACUUUUGGAGUUGGCCACUGUGUGCUCUAUGUGCAAUGAUUCUUCACUGGACUACAAUGAGGCCAAAGGGGUUUACGAGAAGGUGGGUGAAGCCACAGAGACAGCUCUAACCACCUUGGUGGAGAAGAUGAAUGUCUUCAAGACUGACCUGUCUGGACUCAGCAAAGUGGAACGUGCUGGUGCCUGCAACUCGGUGAUCAAACAGCUGAUGAAGAAAGAGUUCACCCUGGAGUUCUCUCGUGACCGCAAGUCGAUGUCUGUGUACUGCACCCCUGUUAAGCCGGGCUCCCAGAGCAAGAUGUUCAUCAAGGGUGCUCCGGAGAGCGUGAUUGAGCGCUGUAAUUACCUUCGGGUGGGGACAGGGAAGGUGACGCUGACACCGGCCCUGCGCGACCAGCUGCUGUCUAAGAUCAGGGACUGGGGGACAGGCAGGGACACCCUGCGCUGCCUCGCCCUGGCUACACAUGACGUCCCACCACGCAAGGAGGACAUGGACUUGGAGAACUCCAGCAAGUUUGCAGAGUAUGAGUUGGGUCUCACGUUUGUCGGCUGUGUGGGCAUGCUCGACCCGCCCAGGAAGGAGGUGAUCGGUUCAGUGAAACUGUGCAGCGAGGCGGGCAUACGUGUGAUCAUGAUCACCGGAGACAACAAGGGCACAGCUGUGGCCAUCUGCAGACGAAUCGGCAUCUUUGGUGAGGAAGAGGACGUGACAGGAAAGGCAUACACGGGCCGCGAAUUUGAUGACCUCCCGCCCGAGGCCCAGAGAGAAGCCGUCAAACGGGCGCGAUGCUUCGCCCGCGUCGAGCCCGCUCACAAGUCGAAGAUAGUUGGAUACCUGCAGUCAUUCGAUGAGAUUACUGCUAUGACAGGAGAUGGUGUGAACGACGCCCCGGCCCUGAAGAAAGCAGAGAUCGGCAUCGCCAUGGGCUCCGGCACUGCCGUGGCUAAGUCGGCGUCUGAGAUGGUGCUGUCUGAUGAUAACUUCUCCACCAUUGUGGCUGCUGUGGAGGAGGGCAGAGCCAUCUACAACAACAUGAAGCAGUUCAUCAGAUAUCUCAUCUCCUCUAACGUGGGGGAAGUGGUCUGCAUCUUCCUGACGGCCAUCCUGGGUCUCCCCGAGGCUCUGAUUCCAGUCCAGCUGCUGUGGGUGAAUCUGGUGACUGAUGGGUUGCCUGCCACCGCCCUGGGCUUCAAUCCCCCAGACCUGGACAUCAUGGACAAACCUCCCCGCAACCCCAAGGAGCCCCUCAUCUCCGGCUGGCUCUUCUUCAGAUAUCUGGCCAUUGGAGGAUAUGUGGGUCUUGGUACAGUGGGUGCUGCCACAUGGUGGUACCUGUUUGAUGACGAAGGCCCACAAGUGACUUUCUAUCAGCUGAGCCACUUCAUGCAGUGUACAGAGGAAAACCCUUUGUUCAAGGACAUAGACUGUGAGGUGUUUGAAUCCCGAUACCCAACAACCAUGGCCCUGUCUGUGCUGGUCACUAUUGAAAUGUUCAAUGCACUCAACAGUUUGUCUGAGAACCAGUCCCUGCUCAGGAUGCCUCCCUGGGUCAACAUUUGGCUGCUGGGAGCCAUCAUCCUCUCCCUCUCCCUCCACUUCUUCAUCCUCUACGUCGAGCCACUGCCGUUGAUCUUCCAGGUGACCCCUCUGCGCUGGUCCCAGUGGAUCAUGGUCCUGAAGAUUUCCAUUCCAGUCAUCCUCCUGGAUGAGGCACUGAAAUAUAUCUCCAGGAACCAUCUAGAAGGUGACGACGAUAAGAAAUAUCGGAGGAGAUGGCAGCUGAACUAAGACCUCUCCCUCAACACACUCACACACUUAGACACACGCCUACCCUCCUCCCUUUACGAGCUAGAAACCCUUUUCUCUCCCCUGUCCUCAUUCCCCACUCCUGCAUGUCCAACAAACCACCACUAGAAAUGAGCAGGGCUUGCAUGAGAAGAGCGAGUGUGCGAGAGAGAGCAUGUGUGUUCCUGCAAGCAUGGCUUCGUACGAGUGUGUGAGUGAAUGAGCACUGUGUGUUUGAGCAGGCAGAUGCAGGCCUGUCUUUACAUCUGCGAGAGCAAGAAACAACUGCAGAAAAAAACAAAGAUAAAUCUGCCCAGGGCUCUGCUUUUUAAAGAUUUCUGCUCAUUGGUUUUUUGACUACAACAUAGUGGUGCCGUAACUGGACUUUGGGGAGGGAAGGUGAGGGAGGACAGGGGAGCGGAGGUUGAGAAUACUGGGUGGGAGAGGAGGCCGGGGAGGGGGAGGGGGGAUUUUGAAAUUAGCACCGAGACAGAAAGAGAGAUGGAGAGGCCUUCCAUGGAGAGACUAGUGUACACACUGGGGAAAGAAGAGCAUCAGCAAGAAAGUGGAAGGUGAAAACAGCCGGCUCUUGAGGCGGUGAGAGUGAGCCACUGUUUGUGUGCGUGUCCACAAAAACAUUAUCUGAAGGUACCGCCCAGGCUUCUGCCACCUACACUACUGGCAGUGAGUUCCAGCCAGCCCUGCAGGAGCGCGGCCUUAUCAGCACAACACAAUGGUCACAGCGCUGCUGCUUCAUCGCUCUUUGUCUUCACCCUCACCAAAGUCUGAGUCCUGUUGAUCGUCUUUUAUGCAGACUUACUCUUGCUCUCUCUUUCUCUCUCUGUCUCUCUUUCUCGCUCUCUGUUGAGGAGGCAGCUGUGGGCCCGGGUGGGUGGCGGGUUGUUGGGGGGUGGGGGUGGGGGGGUAUGAUGUUUUUGGGCUCUUGAAUUGGGUUGUGGAGGUGUCGCUCCACCUAAAGGUGUGAAUAGCUUUACGCCGCUUGGCCGCUUCUUUCGGCUCUUAAUUCGAGGAGCUGAGGUCAGCUCACAGAACUUGGCAAACACAUGAAAAAAUAAUAAAAUAAAAAUGUCAAACAGCAACCAAACCAGCAUAUCAGUAGAGUCAGCCAGUCCAACCAGCUGGUCCUGUUAAGCCUCACUUUCAUGUCCAUCUGCUGUGCUGUCAUUAGCUGUCAAAUAUGUAAAUUAAAGGCAGAUCUGAGAAACAGGGUGCAGCUUCACAACAUUUUGUACAUAAUAAUUGUUGUGGAGCGUCAUGUUGUUGAUCUACCUUUAAAGAGAAGUUUGGUGUUUCUCAACAUGGACCCUGUUUUCUCAUAUUUUUGUGUCUAAUUGACUGAACAAGAAUUUUUUAACUUGGUUUAGUAUUGCAUUAGAGCGCUGCAGCCAGCAGCCGUGGAACCGGCUGCGAUGUUAUCACUCGGGGCAUGUUUGCAGUGUCAGUGUGUGUCCACUAAAAGCGCUUCUUUUUGCCACUGACAGGCUCAGAUUGUUCUUAUAAGUGUCAUUGUGGAAAGGAUCCCUACAGUGGGAUCCUUUUUGUUUAACAAGAAACAGCCUCAAAAUCUCUGCAUCAAACCCACCAGACUCCAUCCAGUCAUUUUAACGAAAAUGCUCUUGUUUCCAAGAAAACAAGAGCUGGUGAUCAUUGGAACAUCAAAAAGAUGAGCCAAAAUGGUUUUUGAGUUUUAUUUUGUUUUUAUCAACUUAAAGUGUGUUUUAGGGUGAUAAAAUUACUGUUUAUUUAAAUGGAGUCUGGUGCAUUUAGAGAUAGCGAUUUCAGGGCUUAUGCUUUGUCUCUGUCAGGAUCCUUUUCAUCAAAUUUUCAAACACUCACAAUCUGAGCCUGUCAGUGGCAAAACAAAUCUCUUUAGUGGAUGUACAUUGACAGUGCAAACAUUGCAGCCUGUUUGCCGCUGCAGGCUACAGCGCUCUUACUCAGUGCUGGACCAGUUUUGAAAACUGUUGCUCCCUAUAGACACUACAAAAGGGCCAGGCCGAAAAACACCAAGCUUAACCUUUCAUUUCUUCAGUUAUUUCUGACCCUGCACCAGCGCUAACGUGUGUGUGAUUGUGUGUGCAUAUAGCCUUACUUGAAUAACUUGUCUGAUUUGACUUGAUGAUUAAGUUAAAGUAAGUUAAGGAAUGGCAGGUGAAGUGCUCGAUUGUCUCACCUGGUCAUGAAUCAUUUAUAUAUAUACAGAUAUAUAUAUAUAUAUAUAAAACGCACAUUUAACAUCCAUGCCUUAUACAGCCCACUGCACCUCCACAUUGAACAUGUGGUUGAAAUGAAUGUGUUUCUGCUAGCCUUUAAUUAUCCACCGCCACCACUCUCACUCAUACGUGCCCUGACAGUGAUAAUCAUCAUGAUCACUCGAGGUCUUAAAGACUCUGAAUGUCCUCCUCCAUGUCUGAGGCAUGUUUAAUAGGAAGCCCUUUUUGUUGUGCUUUGUGCGCUGCUCCCUCAGCUCCUCCUGCUCUCUCAGUGCUUUAGCGACUCACUUUGGUAUUGUUUUAUAAUGACUAAAUAGUAAUGUAUUUGACUGAAUGAACCCACACGGUUUGGAUUGUGUCUUUAAGUCUUAAUUCUGGGUUUUGUGUUGGGCCCUGGUGCUCUGCGGACUGGCUCAGUGGUGUUUUUGGUCUCUUGUUGCGUUCACACAAGGACAGAGGAGAGUGUGCACGUUCAGAAAUAAUCUGCUGGAUCAAAAACAGCAUCUGCGCACUCUGUCAGUUGCUUCUAAUGAAUUCAAAUGAAUUCAAUAAAGCGACGUUUUGAUUACAGAGAUCUUAAAGGCAACUGUUGACUGAUGACGAUCUCUGCAAUUUAAACAGAAAAUUGAAUUAACUAGGACACACUGUGCAGAUCUUUCUACGUUUUCCUUCCUUUUCCUUGCGUCCAGAUCUGAUUUCAACAAGCAGGGCUGAUUUCCGCAGUGUGACACAUAGCAUGGUUUAGAAUUUAAAGGAAAAUCCAUCCUUAAACAACAUUAGUGAGCAAUCUGCCGUUGCUUACAGGAGGAGUUGUAUUUUUCUGUUUUGUUGCUUGGUGAUGUUUUUUUCUUCCUCCAGGGGAUAACUAGCCAAACUUAGAUGACAUGACAUCAUCGAGUCCAGAUAUUUCCAGUUCCACAUGCUCUCUGGGGUCAUUUUUGGAAAUGUACAGCAGAAAUUAACUCACUUAAAGGGAUAUCCACCAAAGGCAAAAGCCCCAAAAAAUAAUCUUUAAAGGGAUAUUUGGGACUUUCUGAAGUGGGGUUGUAUGAGGUAGUUCUCCAUAGUCUGUAUAUUACAUAGAGUAGAUGGUGAUACAGUUGCUGUCAGUUUGGAGAAGCAGACAGGAGUACCACCACAGAGGCUAAGCAGUGUACUGCUGUGGAUGGGGCCAGAAGCAAAAAAAAAUUUUAUACACCUAAAAAAAAAUCAGCAUUAGUCGAAGUGUACACUAUAUUUAGAAUAUUUUCACCGCUUUACCAUGCUGUCAGACAACCAUUUGAGACAUGCUCUCAUGUAAUUUUACCUCACAGAAGAUGGGAAUUGCUGAUCUACCACAGCCUCAAUUGGUUAGCUUGUUUGUUUUACUGUGUGCCUUUGGUGAACUCGAACUAACUCUUUAAAACACAGUUAGACAAACUGACCAAUUGAGGCAGUGGGAGACAAGCAGCUCCCGUGUUCUGUGAGGUAAAAUUACUGUUAUUGUGUCUGUUUUUUUGGUGUCUUUGAAGAAAGGGAUAUAACAGCUUCAGGUUCCCGUCAGAAAGGGCUAUCUGACAGCAAGGUAAAGUGGUGAAAAUUUUCUAAAAAUAGCAUACAUUAAACUGAUGGCUGAUUUUUUUUUUUAUGUAGCUGAAACACAUUUUGCUGCUGCCUCCGUCCACAACAGUACAUUGCUAAGCUUCUGUUGCAGUACCUGGCCAGUCUGCUUCUCCAAAAUCGGGGCGUGUUGACUGCCAUCUAAUGAAGGUAAUAUACUGACUAUGAAUAAAUACCUCAUACAACCCCACUUCCAAAAAUCCCAAAUAUCCCUUUACAAGCCAGUGACCAAAAUAAAUGUUGGCAUUUACGUAUCUGCAUACCAUAGAUACAUUACAUUUGCACGUUAUUAUGUAGCAGCUGUGUUGAAACUUAAGCAUUCAACAAUGCUGUGGAUAACACGUGGUUAGUUACUCUUGGUUAUGGUUGGGAAAAGACCAUGUUCAUCUUAAAAUAUUGUUUGGGGGGCACAAUCCUCGCUGGGAAAGCAGUGAUGUCUUGGUUAAAAAAAAAUAAAAAUAAUGGCACUUUUGGUGCCUAAAGAAAACGCACACACACAAGAAAAAACCCAGCAAUAACUCGCUGAAUCACAACUUUUCACAUAUCAAACAUUGAUAUGAUAUGUAUGAAACGUGCAAAUGUACAGUAAUGUACCUAUGGUUUGCAGAAACACUAAAAAGACACAAGCACCUCCUGAAAGACUUAACAUGAACAUCCUGAACAUCCCAGACUGAUGUGAGGAGAUUUAGGGUUGGAAUAUUCCUUCUAAUUUUACACCAGAAGCUGGAUUUUGCGUCACGUAAAUAAUGGCCUGAUUUGAUUCUCUAUGUUCAGUGUUUUGUUUGACCACCGUGAGAAUGUGGCACCUCUGUCCAGACCAGCAGACCACCUGUCCCUGUCCCAGGUCUCCAUGGCUCUGUAACAUGCUGGCACUCUGGCCACCAGGCACUAUAGGUCUGUAUAGCCUUGUUAUUUACUACUGAAUCCUCAACUCUGUACAGAAGAUGAGAAUAUGAUCGCAUGGAACCUUGUUACUGUAAUAAUAACCUAUACAGUAUAUAAUAUUUAAUUUUUUGAUAACUUACAUCGAUGAAAACCUACUCACCACCGACAACACAGACUUGCAAGAACCCAUUUUUUAUUUUUCUUUGAGCACAAGGUAUCUAAGGAUCUCCUCUUUUUGUUGUUUUGUAGAAUAGAACGGUUGUUUCUUUAUUGUUCCCAUUCGGUUUUUACAGUUGCUGGGGUUUUGUGUCUUUUACUGUAGGGAAAAAGAAUACGAUGUUAUCAUGUUUAAGAUAGACAAGAAUCAUGCUUACGCUAAUUAACGAUGAUGACGCUGAUCAUUUCAGUGAUAGUUACCCGGUGUGAGAAUGUUCAAGAAUUUGUGAAUGAACUGUGUCUGGUUUACACUGAGUGAUGAGCAGUGAUGAAUCCUGGGAUAUGAAGUUUUAUGAGUGUAUAUUGAAGGGCUUGGUGUGGGUGCAGGCUCUAGAGACCCCUGACAACACGGUACUCAAAGUCCUAUGGCCAUCUGUAAAAUAAUAACCACCUUUACUAACAGUGAGGGAGUGAUCUGGUUUGUAUGAAUAACAUCUGAGAAGUCUCUAGAGCCUGAGUUCCACCUCUGAGAAAUUAAAAGGAUUCUCUGUAUUGCCUUGUUAAUAUUAAUUGUGGACACAUAAUUUUAUAAAUGACAAAGACGUGGAAAUAAAGAUAAUUUAUCUUGUUAUUUA